Molecule: messenger RNA, 5068 nt
Organism: Closterium sp. Yama58-4
Lineage: Eukaryota; Viridiplantae; Streptophyta; Zygnematophyceae; Desmidiales; Closteriaceae
Source: the annotation of a GenBank genome assembly
AUGGCACUGGUAGCUGUGACUGCGUCUCCUGUCACCGCGUCAGCUGGAGCAUUGGUGCAGCGCUCCACGAGCGGGUCAAAUCCAAGCGCGGUUGCGUCGUCCCUGUUCCCAAGCAGCACAAGAAGCUUGAAAUCAAACGCCGCUGUUUUCCGGCACCGUCAAAAUGCGGCUGUCAGCAGGACUAGCAGAGUGCGGGCGAAUGCGGGGGACGCAACAGCGGCGCAGACGGCGGAGGCAUCAGCGCAGGCGACGUCGCGGAUGAUGGAGGUGGACAAAGACACCUUCUACCCCGAGCUCGAGAAAGCGGCGGCCGCGGAUAAGCUCGUCGUGCUCGAUAUGUACACCCAGUGGUGUGGCCCGUGCAAGCUGUUGGCGCCGAAGGUGGAGGCGUUGGCAGAGGAGAUGCAGGACGUGGUGUUCCUGAAGCUGGACUGCAACCAGAAUAACAAGCCUCUGGCGAAGGGCCUUGGAGUCCGGUCGGUGCCGACGUUCAAGCUCUUCCGCAACCUGACGCAGAUUGAUGAGCCCAUACCUGGUUCCGAAGUUAGACGCUUGCGAACUUUCAAGUUUUCGUCGGCUUACGGCGGCGUACAGGGCGAAAUGCCCCGCGAUGGCGACUGCGCGAACGCCACAGCAGAUAACGACGGCGAACGGGAGAGGAUGAACCCGUCCAAGCGCAGGAAAUGCGACGUCGCCGAUGCUUCCGGUGCUUCGCUGUGCGAUGCGAAAGCGUCGGCGACCCAAGCCACGUCGGGUAACACGGCAUCGGCGAACAACACGCCUACAACUUCGCAGGAUAAGCGGCGUGCGAAGACCCCGCAAACGGAAGAGGAGUACUCAGAUGGUUCCUCCGAUGACGAACCUGACGAAGCACCUGACGACGCACCUGGAAAUGACGUGUCAAAAACGCAGAAGGGAGGAAAUCAAGCAGACAGCGCGACUGAAAAAGCACCUGGAAAGGCACGUGGAAAGACGCCUGAGAAAAACGCCUCGGCGCCGCAACCCAAGGAUAGUAAGGGGAAGAACAGAGGGUACCUGGGAGUCAGGCAGAGAGCUUCUGGCCGUUGGAUCGCGGAGAUUAAAGACACGAACCACAAGAUCCGCAAGUGGCUCGGAACGUUCGACACGGCGGAGGAAGCCGCCCGAGCCUACGACGAGGCUGCGCGGCAGAUACGGGGAGCCACCACCCGAACCAAUUUCACCGCGCCGGACUCACCCACAGGGGGAAAAGGCGGCGGCGCGCUUAAGGGCUCGCAUGCGUCGGGAAGCAGCAGUCUGCCGCCCAUUCCGUGCUCCGUAGUUACGGACCCGGCAACCUCGAGGAAAACCCUAGACGAUGUCCUUCGAUCGCUACCUCCCCCGCGCAAAGCAGGCUCGCUGCAAAAAUUCCCCCCUGCGCCUCCCCUUCCUCCCUCCGCCGUUGCCGCCGCUAUUUCCGUGUCCGGAUCCGCGGGGUCGGCGCUAGCCUUGCCCCUGAUACAGCCGCCUACGCGCCAGGGCUCCGCUACUCGGUUUCUCUCCGCGGCCUCCGCGGCCCGAGCAUCCACACCCCCUCCUGACGCGGAAACUGCUGUUGCCCUCUCUCUCGCCCUUGCCGCCGCCGCUGCUCCCAACGCUGCUCUUGCAAACACAACUGCUUCUAUCGCAGCUGCUUCUAACGCAGCAGGUGGCACCGCUCCCAUUAGAAGCCCCAUUGCUGCGGCUAUAGGUCAAAGCAAACCGUUCGUAAACGCCUUGACACCCUCACCUCCUCCUUCCAUCCUCAACCCAAGCGUCGCACAAGCAAUGCGCUCCCUUUCCCCAGCACCAGCACCAGCACCACCAGCAGCAGCAGCUCCCGCCAGCAAUGCGCUACCUUUCCCCAACAUCACCCUUCCCUCGUCCAGCAAUUUCCGCCGCCCCUCCGUGCUUCCGCUCUUCCCCCGCGCCUCGUCUGUUGGCAGCAGCGUGCAUGACUCCGCCUCUAGCGGCUUCCCCAUCCCCCUUCCGCGCUCCCCAUCCAUUAAAACCCCCCCGCCCCAGAACCCCCUUCCUCCGAGCAACCUUUCCCAGGCCGCCCUUCCCCAGGCCGCCCUUCCCCAGAACAACCUUCCUCAGAACCUCCUGACUCAGCAAUCCAGUGGAGUGUCUGCCCAGGCUGUUGAAUUUGCUGUUGCAGCGGCUGCAGCUGCCGCAGGGAGUGCGGGUGGUGCAGGUGGUGCAGGCUCAACUGGGGUAGGGCCAGCCGGGGUAGGUUCAGCUGGUGCAGCUGCUGGUGGGGCAGGCGGUGUGCUUGGGCAGUAUCUAGGGCAGCAGCAGCAGCAACAGCAGCAGCAAACGCCGCAGCAGCAGCAGCAACAGCAGCAGCAACAGGUAGCGACCAACCCCCUCUUCCCCGUGUUCCCCUCUUCCGGGUCUAUUUCCUCCCCCCCGCCCCCGCAAUGGGCGCAAGGGGUGCUCUCGGGGGGGCUGACGGCGCAGCAGCAGGCGCAGGUGCAGCAGGAGAUGCAGCGACUGGAAGUAGGCCACAGGGGGGGUGCAACCGGUCCAGGUGUAUCCGAUGCAGGUGUCGCUGCCGGUCCUGGGAUUGCUUUUGGUGGGGCUCCUGCUGGUUCGAGUGGUGCGGCUGGCGGUUCAAAUGGUGGAGCUGGUACGGGUGGUGGGAUGGCUGCUUCAGGUGGUGGGCUGGCAGCGUCAGGUGCUGGAAAUAAGAAGACGCUGAAUGAUGUUGAGCUUUUGCUGCUGCGAGCACUGUUUUCUGCUGCCCAGAUACCACAGGCCGCCAUUGCCGCGUGGGGCAAGCAGUACGGCGUCAACGGGGAGGUGCAGGUGAAGCUGGGGGAGGGCGGAUCUGGUGCAGGCGGCUCUGUGACCAUCCAUGGGCUGACUGGUGGGCAGGCCAAGGGGACAACUGCAGGAGAGGCGGAUAAGGCGGGAGUUGGGGAUGCGGAAGGAGGGUAUGGAGGAGGCAAGGGAGUGGAGGGAGUGGGAGGAGAGGGAGGGGAGGGAGGGGAGGGAGGGGAGGGAGGGAGAGGAGGAGGGAGUGGUGGCGGCAAGGGUGGCGGAGGCGGUGGGGAGGGAGGGAAGAAGGCGCCAGUGAUUCAGAUUCUGCCGGGCGGGGUGCGUGUGUCUGGGGACGUGUUUCUGGAGUUUUCUAGGAUGGACUCUGCAGAGCUCUUUGGUGACCUCGCUGCCCUCUCUUCCCUUCCGCCCGCAACCCCCGCCGCACCUGCCGCUGCUACCCCUCCUGCCCCUGCCGCCCCUGCUGCUGUUGUCCCUGCCGCCCCUGCUAGACCCCCUGCCCCAGCUGCCCCGGCCGCCGCCCCCGCCCCUGCCGCCGCCGCCCCCGCCCCUUCCGCCACUGCUUCUGUAGUCCCUCCUACAUCUGCCUCUGCUCCUCCCGUCGCUAUCUCUGGCCUGGCUUCCAUUGCAACUUCUGCCCCAGACGUUGCCCCCACAGGGAACCCAGGCCAAACGGGCAACCCUGCUAUUUAUAGUAACCCUGCUAUGUGCGGGGUUUCGAGUGAGGGAACGGGGUUGAGCCUUUGGCUGCACGCUCCCAUGGCGCAUGACAGCACUAUAGGCACUGCUACAGGCACUGCUACAGCCGGAGGCGCUAUCAACUCUGCUUCUGCUAUGGACACAGACACAACUACAGCCGUAAAUGCAAUAGGCGCGGGUGUACCUGCAGGCACUGCUGCUACAGCCGUAGACACAGUAGAUGCAGCUGCAGCUACACACACAGGCACAGGAAUGGGUUCUAGUGAAGGAACUGGUGCUGGUGGUACUGCAGGGGCAGCAGAGGUAGUGGCCACGGCUGGAGCAACAGAGGCAGCAGGGGCAGCAGGGGCAGCAGGGGCAGCAGGGGCAGCAGGGGUAGCUGGGGCAGGAGGGGCAGGAGGAGAAGCAGGUGGGGCAGCAGAGGCAGCAGCGGAGCCAAUUUCGGCGGAACGUGCUCCUUCCCCUCCCCCCCUGCCCUCCUGGGCCACUCCAUCCGUCCUUCCUCCCAGCAAUACCAAGCCAUUUCCAGGCGAAGGUGUGGCUGGAGUGGGCUCAACUGGGGCAGGUUCAACUGGGGCAGGUUCAACUGGGGCAGGUUCUACUGGGGCAGGUUCUACUGGGGCUCAUGCGGCUGGGUCUCCAGGCCUCAGUGUGUACCUCUCAGGUUCGGCGACUCCAGGCUCGGGAACCCCGGGCCUGUCCCGCACCUUCUCUGACAACCCUCUGCUUCGGUUUGCCAGGCUUGAUUCCUCUGACCUGUUUGGCUACUCCCCUAGUGCAAAUAUGGCCGCCCAGGAAGGGUCAGGCAUAGGUGGGGAUGGGGCUGCUGCUGCUGCAGUGGGGGAAGCGUCUGAUCUCAAGGGUAUUCCUGCAGAGACUGUGGCUGCUGCUGAUGCUCCUCUCCCUCCCGCUGACGCUGCUGCUGCUGCUGCUGCUGCUUCUGCUGCAGAAGCAGACGAAACUGGUCAGCCGGGAGGUAGCGAUAAGGGGUGGCAGGGGAGAGUGGGCAAGGGCGAGCAUGCGGGCACUGGCAGCGGCAGCAGCUUGAUGCCUGUGAAAUGGGGCGCGUUUAAGUCCCCUCCCGUGCGACCACCUGCUACCAUGGCAGCUGCAACCACAGCAGCUGUGAAAAGCGGGGACGCAUACCCUGCUACGCGCUUCAAGGCUGGCCUGAUUGAUAUGAGCACACCAGAGGGUCGCCAAGGAGCGGGAACAGAGCUCUCCCUCUCUCCUUCUCCCUGCAAGCCCAAGCCUCCGCGCCCUCCCCUCUUCGCUUCAUCUCCUGCCUUGCCUCCGCCCGCCAAACCCUCAUUCUCUGUGGCUGCUACCGCUCCUCCUGCUGCUCGGAAUGGCGGCGGCGGUGGUGACGGUGGUGGUGCUGCUCCUUUCGCUGGAGAUGCUGCUGGGGGUGACACUUUUGCUAACGCCUCUGCUGCCACUGCUGCGGCUAAUGGUGGCUCUGCAAGUGCAAAUGCGAAUGCGAAUGCAAGUGCAAGUACAAGUGCAAGUGCGAGUUUCAAUGCGAAUGCAUCUCCAUGGGGACCCCAGCCAUCGCCAUCCACCCUCAGCAUGCUCUCGCCUUGCUCCC